Molecule: messenger RNA, 1130 nt
Organism: Fusarium oxysporum Fo47
Lineage: Eukaryota; Fungi; Ascomycota; Sordariomycetes; Hypocreales; Nectriaceae
Exons: 2
Coding region: 280-1083 (267 amino acids)
Source: RefSeq, a predicted model, not a curated record
GUGACACUAAGGUAUAGGGUAAGCUCUUUAAUCAGACUCAUGUGACUACGCGCAUAGGUCCCGCGCAAGUCAAUGAGAAAAACGUGGAUAGUCGGUCACACGCGCCAGCGCCAAAAGCGGACACAACAUGACACAACGACAAGAAAAUGACAGCAACGCACUCCACAAGGCAAAGAACGCUUCAUCAUCACAACUCACUCAAAACUGGAACCGGCGAUGUUAAACCACAACCCCCCAUCAUAAGCGAAAGAAAAAAAGAAAAAAAAAAAAAAAAAAGUAAUGUCACACCCUAUACGAAAGGCCGCCGAGCCUCAACACGCUGCGUCUUUUGACCCAUGGAACUCACCGUCAACCGGCCACCAACGUCCGGAAUCAUGCCCCGGAACUGGCUGGCGCGAGUCCCGUAACCGCAAGCUCAACAGCCAAUUUCGUAGCGGCUUAUCUGGUGGCAAGCGUCUAAGCGACACAUGGGGUGCUGGCUCAGAGGAUUACGAUGUGAAGCGCAAGAUGUUGGUCCCCAAGGCCGUGAAAGAAAGGGCACAACGGAGCGUAAAGGACAUGCUCGUGCAACCAGGCAAGAUGCGUGAGAGUCUGGGGGUGAAGGAUGAGGCUCAGGGAAAAGGACAAGAAGCACUCAUGGAAUCAAGACAACUGGAGGAUGAAGCGAGAGAAGCAGAGCUGCCUCGCCGACGGAUGUUUGAUGGGGUGAUUGUUUAUGUUAACGGGAGUAGUUUCCCUCUCAUAUCAGAUCUCAAGCUCAAGCAGCUUGUCACCGAACAUGGAGGUCAGAUGUCAUUGCACCUCGGACGCCGGAGAGUCACCCAUGUCAUUCUAGGAAGGCCAGCUGGAGGAUACUCAGGCGCUGGAGGAGGUCUUGCUGGAGGAAAACUAGAAAAAGAGAUUAGGAGAACGGCUGGCUGUGGUGUUAAGUUUGUUGGUGCUGAAUGGAUCCUCGAAAGCCUGCAGGCUGGAAAAAGACUACCCGAAGCACGCUUCUCCAGUACUAAGAUAGCACCCAAGGCACAGGACAGCGUCUAUAGCCUCUUCUCGAGGCAGUCGAGUGGCCAGUCAUCCAAGGACUGAGCUAUACUCACCUAGGGGUUAUGUUUUUGUUUACCGGAGUUUAGGAC